Messenger RNA from Talaromyces atroroseus, 1638 nucleotides. RefSeq lists its product as hypothetical. The coding region runs from base 1 to 1638 and encodes 545 amino acids. NCBI's taxonomy places the organism in Eukaryota, Fungi, Ascomycota, Eurotiomycetes, Eurotiales, Trichocomaceae. The record is from RefSeq and is a predicted model, not a curated record. The transcript has 2 exons.
AUGUGGGCAAAGAUACACAAAAACCGCGAUCACAGUCGCCAAACCAGCGGCCAUGCAAUUUUUGUCGAGGCUUCACGCCAGCCUGUUCUGCAGUCCACUUCUGGCAAUCCUCUGCCUCCCAAGGCUGUCUUGAAAGACCUACCCGCGCUGCCAAGUGAUUCGGACAACACACGCAUGGUAUCUUCCAUCUAUUCCCGCGACGAUAGCGGUGUGCGAUUUGCAGAUGGAAACAUGCCAACCUCCCCUAUGCGUGAUUAUGCCGAGUACUCAAGAUAUGCGGACGAUGGGCCUGAUAUAUCCCCGCCUGAUUCUCCAGUCGAUAUGGCCAGUGCAAAGCGUCACUCAGAUGUGUCGCCUAUUGAAAGUGGUGGCCAUUUCUUCGCCGAGGUGCCCAAGAACAAACAAAGUCAUCUACCGGUUCCUCGGAAGCAUCACCGAAGCAGCACAUUGUCAAUAGAGACUGAUAAUCAACAAGCCAGGUUGUCUGACAACCAAGGAUUCGAAGGUGUAUCACACGAGUCUACUAUUGCAGCGACAUCUGUUACCCCGCAGGAAUCACGAAGUGGCAUAGCCGACUCGAAAAGUAAAGAAGGCUCUAAGCUAUUGAGUGCUGGGAAGGAAAAACUUCAGAUGUUCUCCAAACCCCGUGAUCAAAGACCCAAGCAGCAACAGCUUCGUGAACAGUGGAAAGGUGCCAGCGGACGUUUCCCUCUCGUCCCGCCAAUUGACACCAAGAGUUACACAAAGCAUAAUAAACUAUCUCGGCCCAGUGCGCAGCGAGAUACAGAAGCCAAUCGCCACAAUUACAUUGGUCAUAAUGCUUACACAAUCACCACCGUCUCCGCUGGUAAUCCUAUGGUCGAGAAGCCUCGUAGCAAAACGGACCAAUUCAGACUACGUUCGAGGAUUGCAUCGCCAGCAGUGAAGGAUACACCAAGAGGGCCAGGACAAAAUGCCGAUCCUAUCACCGAUGAGAGAGCCACUAACCAGAGCACACUUCCCCUUCAAGGCGAAAUUGAAAUACCCAAGACGGCUGAGGAAAAACCAGAGGAACUCAACAUUUCUGACAUGUUUCAUGAUCUGAAUAUGACUCAGGAGCCGAGGAGUCGAUUUAGCGCUUCAACGUAUGCACCGACUGAAGCUGCAACUACACCACCUGGCAGCAGUCACGCCGACGCACCGCCUGUUCCAUCCACGGAUCACCACUCACCGAUCAUGACGAGAAGACGGCCCAUUCCAAGCUAUGCGGCUUCCAUCAAAAGCAUGAAAAGAAAGCCUGUCUCUACCGAAACCCCGACGUGGCCAGACGCAGACAUGGAGAGCCUCUCUCCGGAACAACAGUCGCAGCGUCGCGUUGAUAGCCUGGAAACUCGACGCAGGCAGCUCUCAUUGCGCAAAGACAGUAUCAGAACAAUGCUUCAUGAACUGACUGAAGUCAUCCAACCUAGCUCGAUUGCCUAUGACAUGGCCACCCGCGACGAAGUGAAGAAGACCGUCAACUCUUUAAAGGCCGAGCUUGACGAUAUUGGAAAAGAAGACCACGAAAUCGGCCUCAAACUCGUACGACUCUACAAAAACCUGAACAAUGCAGCUGAGUUUGAGCAUAGUACUUUGUGGGUCAAGAGAGUUACCAGUUGA